AUGAUCAUUCCCGGUAAUCGACGGGUCUUCCAACACCUUGCUUUCUUCCGCGUUUUGGCUGACAAUUUCUUGGGAUCAACCGACAGGUUCUACCAGAUAACUCGAAGCCUUGUGCCUGGUGGAAUCGCAGCGACCGCGUGGCUGGCAAGUCGGUGCAAGGUCGUGAAAUGGCUGAUGAUACUUGAGGGAAAGGGGACAGAGGGCAUGGCGCUGGUAGGAUGUCGGGUGGCACUGUGUGAUUUACUUCGUGAGAGGGCCCGGGAGGGAUUAAGGCACCUUCGAAUAUCGGCAGUGCAGGAAGCCCUUCAAUCGGGGGAUUCAACUCCCCCAAAUAACCCACUACACCUUUUCAAACAAUUGGCGAAGAAGACUAAACAUAUCUGGGAUGGGCAGGGCACCCAUCCACCCUUCGACUUCACCACAGCCCAGGAGUCGAUACUCGCUCCCUAUCCCUUUGCGCGGGACGAGCUCAAAUCGCUUCUGUGGGUGUUCAACGUGGUCGACUGGGAGUGGAGGCGAGGCCUCCCUGGAUGGGUGAUAACCCUUGGGCAGGAGAGGAAGGAUGAGGAUCUUCAAGACUUUCAAGCCUUCUUCAAGACUUUCAAAUGGGCGCUCGUCGACUAUGCAUCUUUCCCGACGGAGAUAUUCCAGAUCUCAUUGUGGAAUCGACUUGGAAUUUAUUUGGGCUCGAAGACUGCGGGGGAUCCUGGGGAAGUGUUCGUCUCGCAAGUGGUUGGGCCUGUCGCCUUUGAGGCGUCUUGGUGCACCCUCUUUCGGUCCGCGAUACCCGUUCGUGAAUAUCUCCCGUCAGUUUCUUCGCCUGCAGCGCAGCGAGACCUUCACGACAUGACAGUCUGCUUGAGUUCUGCCCUGGCCACCGAUGACGGUCUUUCAGCUCUUGAGAGGAGACUAUCUGAGGUGUUCCGACGAGCUGACCGCGCGAAGUGCCGUUGA
Coprinopsis cinerea okayama7#130 is the source of this 954-nucleotide messenger RNA. RefSeq lists its product as hypothetical. Lineage: Eukaryota; Fungi; Basidiomycota; Agaricomycetes; Agaricales; Psathyrellaceae. The record is from RefSeq and is a predicted model, not a curated record. Bases 1 to 954 code for a protein of 317 amino acids. The transcript is spliced from 8 exons.